Messenger RNA from Somion occarium, 2672 nucleotides. Lineage: Eukaryota; Fungi; Basidiomycota; Agaricomycetes; Polyporales; Cerrenaceae. The record is from the annotation of a GenBank genome assembly.
AACGCUUUCUGGUCUAUCGAAACCACAAACCAAAGAAACGUCUGCCAUCAGCAGUUGCUUUACAUCCAUUUUCAAUUACGCUGGCGAAGGUCAUCAAAUAAAGGAAAAGCGUGUACGAAGAAGCUCUCGGCAAAGAAGCGUCAUUUACGUCUUCCUGUCGUAGGCCAAGACGCCCUCUGCCAGAAUCCACAUUGACGAGGCAGACCACUGGCAGCUCCAAUGAACAUCUCGCGACCGUUUGCACGGAGAGAAAUCCUGGUUAUGAUUGCGUUCUUGUGGGGAAACAAGCUUUGUGUUUUGUCAUAAUUAGCGGGCAGAAACUGUCGGAAUGCGGGCGAGCGUUCCAUCUGCGUUUGUUCCGCGCUGCUGCCACGAAGUCGCUAAACAACCUGUUUUGGGUUCACGCUUCCGUCCCACCGGCAACUCAUUGCGAUAAAAAGUCAAGAUGCGCUUGAGUUUCACUAUCUCUUUUUUGCCCUGUGUCUAUCCAAAACUCCGACAGCUCACCUGAGCACUUUAAGAUCACUUUUGCUGACCCUCAGUCCUUCGUUUGACCCUCCUCUUGCCAUAUUCUGCGUGUGGCGUCAACCCGCCCGUCCGCUUUCCCGACUUUACAGAUCUUCUUCGAAGCCAUCCAUAUCCCCUGGUUUCUGACAGCGCGAACGUUAUUCGCGUCCUUUCGACUUGAGUUCCAACACCCACGUCCGGACUUCCGCUUUUCCUCUCUUUACAUUUCCUCUGAACAUUAUGAACUCUGUCUUGGUGGGCCUCCUCGUCAUCACAGGUCUCUACCUGUGGUCGAAGCAUAACAAGUCCAAGAAUCUCGUCUACCCUCCUGGUCCGAAGGCGCUUCCCGUUGUCGGAAACAUCUUGGAUCUGACUGCUCGCGAGCUAUGGCUCCGUGCUACACAAUGGUAUCAUCAAUAUGGUGAGCACAUCGCCGAGUCGUUCUGCUCAUCGCGCCACAUUUCAUUUCCAAUACAUCAUACGUCGUGCAGGUGAAAUUGUGUACCUUCAUGUCUUCGGUCAAGGACUGGUCUUCCUCAAUACACAUGAAGUCGCGCUCGAUCUCAUGGACAGGAAAGGUUCCAUCUACUCUGACAAGCCCGCCCUGGUCAUGGCUGGUGAAUUAUGUGGUUGCGAGAACAUGGUCGCUUUCACUCGCUAUGGUGACCAGUCCAGACGCCAGCGUAAGCUGAUGCAACAAGCUCUUGGCACCUCCGCUAUUAAGACCUAUCAACCUUUACUGGAGUACCAAGCCCACGAGCUUGUCAGAGCUGUUCUUGCGGACCCAAAGCAUCACUUAGACUACAUUAUUAGAUACGCCGGGUCAUUGGUUUUACAUGUCGUAUACGGCUACCGUGUCACUUCAAAGGAUGACAAGUAUCUGCACCUUGCCGAGGAGUGCAUUGACAUCCUGUCGAACCGGAUCGCAUCUGGUGGUGGCAUCUGGCCUGUCGAUGUCCUCCCGAUUCUAAAGUACCUACCGAACUGGGCACCUGGUUCAGGAUUCAAGCAGAAAGCUGUCGAAUGGCGUGCCAAGAUGGAAGAGUUCGUCGACAAGCCUUACGAACAUCUUUUGCAGCGCAUGAGGGAUGGCACUGCUCUGCCUUGCUUCUGUAGCAUGCUUCUGGAAGAUAUCCGUUCGAAAGAUCACGUCAUCGACCCUCAACGUGACUUUGACAUCCGCUGGACGGCCAACUCUAUGUACUCUGCCAGUCUCGAUACCACGAUCACAGGUAUCCAGCACUUCAUCCUUCUGAUGUUACUCCACCCCGAAGUUCUGCAGAAAGCUCAGAAGGAGAUGGAGAAAGUUAUUGAUCAGAACCGACUUCCGACUUUCAGCGACCGCGCGGAUUUGCCUUACCUUGAAUGUAUCAUGAGUGAGGUCUUGCGUUGGGGUACCGCUGUUCCGUUGGGUCUUCCUCAUCGCCUCAUGGAGGAUGAUGUCUACAAGGGCAUGUUUAUUCCGAAGGGUACUUUGGUGUUUGCAAACGUUUGGAACAUUCUUCGCAACGAGGAGCUCUAUCCUGAACCCAACUCGUUCAAACCCGAACGUUACCUUGUUGAAGUCGACGAGGCUACUGCCAAACGUCGCGAUCCUCGUAACUACGUCUUUGGUUACGGCCGAAGACGCUGCCCCGGCUCGCACCUCAUCGAAUCGUCACUCUGGAUCGUUAUGGCUACCAUGAUUGCUACUCUUGAUUUCUCAAAGGCCCGAGACGAGCAGGGUAACAUCGUGGAGCCUAUCGUCAAGUUCGAAAACUCCGUAUUCCGAACUCCCACACCAUUCAAGGUGGACAUCCGUCCCAGGUCGGAACAGGCACUCAAGAUUGUCAGCCAGGUUGCUGAGAAUGUCGUCGUCUUAUGAUGUCAGUUAUGAAAGCUUUUCAUUUAUUCUCGUUCGAAAGCCAGAAUAUGGGCGAAGAAUUAAAUAUGGGAAAAAGGCAGAGGUAUGGUACACAGUUGCGUAAUCAAUCAAUGGACUCUUUUCGUGUUCUAUGUGUUAUUCGCACUGCUUUGUCAGCUCACUUUGAAUUCGCUGUGUAUAAGUAUUGUUGUUCCGGUCCAUCAUCAAAUACAGGGGAUACCUGAAGGUGUCGUUAACGUUCCAUUACGAUGUCUGAUACGACCCUGAAGGUGCCUACCGCUCCUUGUGAUUGACCCUUAUC